AUGGAAUUAUAUGCGUUAUGUCAAUUCUCUACGUAUUAGACGUCAACCUAUAUAUGGGACUGGUUUGAUAGAUAUAUGUAGGAAGUUAGGUACAACUGUGUGUACCAGAGUAUUGUCUCAUGCCAAAAAUCCCAGAGAAUUUUGGAAUUUCACAGACAUUUUGUAUGAUAUGAUCAUGUCUUAUGAAAGAAGAUAUCAAAUGAUGGAAGAAAAAAUAAAUAAAUUUGCAUUUGUAACUCCAGCUGUUGUUGCAAAAGAUAUUGUUUCCUUUUCACUAAAAGAAGUUUCAGAAAAUUUGAAAUCAAUGAUUAAAACUCAAUUUAAAGAUAUAUACCAUCCAAUACGUGUCAAGUUACAAAUAGCAUUCCCUGAUAAAAGACUUCUUCAGUAUGAUUGUGGAAAAUUACAAGAAUUAGAUAUUCUUCUUCGUAGACUGAAAGAAAAAGGUCAUCGUGCCCUAAUUUUUACACAAAUGACACGAGUCCUUGAUAUAUUAGAGAUAUUCUUAAAUAUUCAUGGGCAUACAUACCUUCGACUUGAUGGUUCAACAAAAAUUGAAGAUAGGCAAAUGUUAACUGAAAAGUUUAAUCAUAAUCCUAAAAUUUUUGUAUUUAUAUUAUCAUCAAGAUCUGGUGGUUUAGGUAUUAAUUUAACUGGUGCUGACACUGUAAUUUUCUAUGAUAGUGAUUGGAACCCUUGUGCUGACAGACAAUGUCAAGACAGGUGUCAUCGAAUUGGUCAAACACGUGAAGUAAAUAUAUAUCGUUUUGUGAGUGAACAUACAAUUGAAGAAAAUAUAUUAUUAAAAGCAAAUCAAAAACGUAUGUUAGAUAAAUUGGUGAUUAUGGAUGGUGAAUUUACAACUGAUUUCUUCCAAAGAGUAGAUUGGCGUGCACUUGUGAGUGAUAUAGCACCAAAUUGUAGUAAUGAAAUAAAAGAUGAGCCAAAGGAUGGGGUUGAAUUAGAACAUUAUUUGGAUAAGGUGGAAGAUGAUACUGAUGUUGAUGCUGCAAAAAUUUCAAGAAAUGAAUUUGAAAUUGAUAUUCCAGAUUUUUCAGAAGAUUAUGUAGCAACAGAAUUAUCUUCACCAAUUAAAAUUAAUGGAAUCAAUGAUGAUAAUCCUGAUCAUAUAGACAAUUAUAUGCUUCUUUUUAUUGAAAGGGAAUUAGCAUAA
Molecule: messenger RNA, 1174 nt
Organism: Entrophospora candida
Lineage: Eukaryota; Fungi; Glomeromycota; Glomeromycetes; Entrophosporales; Entrophosporaceae
Source: the annotation of a GenBank genome assembly